CUUAUUCAAGGCAGGGGAUCCUCGCAGCAGCAUAGCUGAAUCUCAGCACGUUCAGACAGGAUACCAAGAGAUUCCACAUAGCCUUCCCUCCCACUCAGGAUGAGAAGCCUAUACAGCCAAUUGGCCCUGUGGAAGCUGAGAAUUCCUAAACAUCCACAGAAGGUGGCAGUCCAGUGCAGGUGACUGGACACUGCAGGCACAUGUCAGUGGACAGAGCUUUGUUUCAACAGAGACAUAAGUAGCACCUGGAGCACCUGGUGAAGCUCACGACAAGGAGGGAUUCCUUAGGGCUGGGAAGGCACAAAAAUGAAAAGGGAGACUGCUCUCUGGAUGGUUGCCUGCUUACUGUUUGCCUCUCUACCCAGAGGUCAACCAGACACAACAUGCCAUGCAUUUGUUGGAGAAACUGUUGUUUUGCCUUGCACCACCACCUCUCCUGGAGAGCUGAUCCUUUCCAAUUCAAUGCUCUACUGGCAGAUAGACUCUGUCUUAGUGCACUUUUUUCACAAUGGGCAGGAUUCGCUGAAGUUGCAGGACAAACGCUACCAUGGCAGAACUAGUCUUUUUUUGGACCAGAUGAAGUAUGGCAACCUUUCCUUAAAGCUCUCCAAUGUCCAAUUACCGGACACAGCUGUAUACGACUGCAUCUACAAACAGACUGGGGAUCAUCCCAACGAAACACAGAAAUCUAAAAUUAAACUCAUUGUAACAGCUCCACCGAGCAUAGAGGAGGCACCUUCCCCUUCUGGACACAGUCAGAUUUCCUCCAGAAGCCCUGCUGAUGUGCCAUAUCUGGCAAUGCUUCCCCUCUCUUUCCACCUCUUGGUCACACUCGGGGUUUGGCACUUGUAACUGGGGAAACCAACUUUCUCUUUGGAAAGUUCUCCUCACCAGAGGACCUCGCUGGGCAGAACACCUCUGUAGGGUUAGCAUGACAACUGUUCCAGAAUCACAUGAAAGAAAUACUGAAAACUGAAAGAAAAACUGAAAUCGGACCUAGCACUAGGUGUUCAUGUCCUGCAUUUUGGUGUUUCAAAAAACCAAAGGCAGCAAAUUCAGAGAUGGCAAGUCUGCUUCUUCAUUUGUUUCUUGGAGCUUAGUUUUAGUGCUGCCAGUAUGAACAUUUUAUUUUGGAUUUUGUGGUUUUGCGUUAAUGACAGGAUAAAAGACUCACAAAACUACAAGGUCACAUUGCAAUUGACCCUAGUGAGAUCUUUCGCCUAGUAUCUCACCUGCUGUCCUUCAAUGGAAUUGAAAGGAGAAGAGGCAAUUAAAUUCUGUGUCCGCUGAAAACUGGAAGUUGGAAGACAUCCGCGUUUUGUGAAAUAUAAGGAAACCUUGUGAAACUUGAGCCUGUGGAACUUUAGCGACCAUUUUUAACCUUAAGCGUCAUAGGCUAUCAGCAACAACUUUUUUUCCACAAGAAAUGUAGUAUUUCUUCAGCGGAAGGGUGAAGCUGACCGAGAAACAUAAUGCAAGUUCAGAAAACAACAUAAAGGAAGGAAGUGAUGUAUUAUUACAAAAUCCACUUCUAAUUAAGUCAAAAGCUUUAGACAGCUGAAUUCAGUAUUUUUUGUCAUGAAACACAGCAAGGUAAAAAUGAUCAUCCUGCAAAAGCUGGAUUCUUGGGCUAGAACUGUGCAAUAGGAAAUUGUUACUGUGACAAUGUUACUUCUUUAAAAACAGUAUCUUUGGAGGAAAAAAGAACUAAAAACCUGUCAGAAUAAUUGUAACUGAUACCUAUGCAAAUUAAAUGGGCUUAGUUCUGGACACAUUUGAUUCAGGUAGCACAGAUGUCCUGUGUAAAACUAAGAUUGAUAGGAUCCUGUAUACCAGCAACAUCAAGAAAGUGCAUAAGUUUUGUUUCAGGCCAGAGCUGCUGCAACCACCCUAUUACAGAACCGAGAAGCAUCCGGAGAACUGCUCACCCCGGCUGGUGAGCAGCGGUGACUGCAAGGCACUCCUCCUGGCUGAGCCCUCAGGCAGAGGGAAGUGACUCACAAGGAUGCAUAUAAAGCCGUUUUGAUUUGGAACAGUUCUACCCUCUUUCCAAAGAAAAGACAGGAUUGUUUUUGCAAGGAAGGAAGCAGAAUAAAAUAUAGCUUAAAUGGUAUCCGUUGAGGUAAAGGUGAUAGUUACCUUUGACUUUCUUAACAAAGGGCCCUUUCCCCAUGGUGGGGCAAAGAGACAAAACUCCAAGCACAGCCUGUGCUGCUGCUGUGGACAAGCUCGGUUGGUACUUAGGCUACCCUGGGUACAGAGCAGCUUAGCAUAACUGCUGGGGUCCCACUUCACGGAAAGAUUUAAAUAUAAGAAUUGUACAUACUGUGAUUGUCUUUUUGUGUCCUACCUUCCAAAUGUUUAUCAGA
Molecule: messenger RNA, 2369 nt
Organism: Tyto alba (common barn owl)
Lineage: Eukaryota; Metazoa; Chordata; Aves; Strigiformes; Tytonidae
Product: V-set domain containing T-cell activation inhibitor 1-like
Exons: 7
Coding region: 307-852 (181 amino acids)
Biological process (GO): immune response; positive regulation of T cell proliferation; T cell costimulation
Cellular component (GO): external side of plasma membrane
Source: RefSeq, a predicted model, not a curated record